Messenger RNA from Caenorhabditis remanei, 5121 nucleotides. RefSeq lists its product as uncharacterized. Bases 1 to 5121 code for a protein of 1706 amino acids. Lineage: Eukaryota; Metazoa; Nematoda; Chromadorea; Rhabditida; Rhabditidae. The transcript has 27 exons. The record is from RefSeq and is a predicted model, not a curated record.
AUGAGUGACCUUUGCAACGGUUUUGAACCACAGAACUAUCUCAGAGAGCGGUGUAAGAAAUGCUUUCGUCCAAAGGAUAAACAUGUCGAGGAAGCUACUGUUACCUUGUCUACACUGAAGAAAGAACGACGGAGAAGUUGGAAAGCUGCCAGUAAUCUAGAUAAUGGUGGACCUGAUGAUGUUUUUGAUUCUAGAAAGGUAGAUAUGGGUAAUCAAAUCACGUGUGCUCCAGCAGAUGACCACGACAAUAAUUCUAUACACUCGUACUUUUCUGUCACGUCUACAAACGGAAAUCUGACGGAUAGAUCAUGCCGUGCUAUUGAGAAUGGGAAUGGGAAAACUGUAAAGAUUUAUGACACAGAAGCGCUAUCCGUAUCUUCCUACCUAUCCGCCACAUCAAAAGGAAUGUCAUCAACUAAAUCAUGCGAAAGUGUAAACGACACUAAAAGCAUGGUGACGGCGUUCAGUGGUAGCAUUUGUGAAGAAGAACGGGCCAUUACACCAACAGAAAACGAGACAGAGUACAUCCAGACUCUAAAAGAAGAAAUUUCUCAGCUGCGCGAUAUCAAUCACAGUUUGAAGGAGGAAAAAGCGCAGUGGGCUCUGCGACAACGUCUGCAAAACGCUGAACAAAGCGAGUCAUCUCUGAUCAACAUGCUCGAGGAAAGACUGAAUCAGGCUGAAAAUCAGAUUCAGGACUAUCGAGAUGAAAACACUGUGCUGAAGUGUGAACUCAGAGAACUUCAGGAGACCACGUUCGCAACAUCAGACGAAAAGCUGCGUGAGAAAAUCAGGACGACUGAAGGCCUAUGUGACGAAUUGAUGGAAGAGAAUGAGCAGCUGAAGGCAGAAGUGAAGGAUUUGCAGCAGGAAAUUGAAGAGAUGCAGGACCAAUAUCGUGAAGAAGAGAUUGAAGAAUUCCGAGAACUUCAGAGAGAACUUGAACUAAAUGCCAAAAACUGCAGAGUCCUUCAAUUCAAGCUCCGUAAAACUGAACGUUGUAGGGACCAAGCGGAAGCGGAAAAGAUGCACUCUGAGAAGAAGUUGGAUGAGUAUAUGAACAGUUGCCCUGAAGCAGUAGCAGCUUCCAUCAAGUCAGAUAGUGCGAAAGUGAAGGAGUUGGAGUAUGAGAUUCGGGUCGCCAAAGAAGUAUCAGUCAGACUGCAUAAUGAGCUUGAGCAGACAGAAGAAAAACGGUGCAAACUGGAAGAUGAGGUGUUCUACUUGAAAGAGAAAGUUCGGGAGAUCCAGACGCAGAAUAAGUGGAGAGAAGCUAGAAAUAAAACUGAUAGUGCGGUGAAACGCCUGUCCGCUGAAAUUGCUGCCAGUGUGCCAAAUAUUCCAGAGAACGAGAUGUCUAAGGAGCUGCGAGAUGCUCUUGAAAGAGAAAUUGAUCUACGCGAGCAAAUGAGAUUCUCAGAAGAGGAUUUGAAGAGGACACAGAUUCGCUUACAGGAUAUUGAAAACGAGAACGAGGAGCUGCUCAAAAAGUUGUCGAAAUCAAACAAGUUGCGUCCGCCAAUGAUUCGAUCGGCUAGCGAUGGAAAUGCUCAUUUGCAAUUGGAGCUUGCCGAGAGUCAAGUGCAACAUUUGAAUACCAAAAUCGAAAGAUUGGAAAAGACCAACGAUCACUUGAACAAGAAAAUCGUCGAAUUGGAGACAGACUGCAAGCGUGGCGGCGUGACCUUAGCCCAUUCCAAAGCUGGCGAAUUCAAAUUAACACCCGAAAUGGAAAAGGAUAUGUCAAAAAUGAUCGGGACAAUCAGCGAGCUUGAACGUAAAAAUCUUGAGCUCACAACUCAGGUCAAACAGUUGGAGAGCAAAACGACACCAAAGCCUAAUUUUGUUGUUCCAUCUGGCACGACAACGACCGAGUUGCGAAAAGAGCAAGAAAAACGAAAAGCGUUAGAAGCACAAGUAAACGAGUUGAAAACUACAGUAUUCAAAUCCGAUAAUCAGAAAGUUAUCUCCCUUGCCACCAAGAUUGAACAGCUAAAUGGUCAGCUGCAAAUGGUGAACGAGAGAUGUAACACACUUCACAAAAAACAAGUCAAAGACGGGGAGAUCCAAUAUUCGGAUGAGUUGAAGCGAAGAAUCGAAGAUCUCGAGAAACAGUUGAGUGAGAAAUUGGCAACCGAUGCAGUCAGUGAACUACAAGGAAAGGUUCCAACUAUUGAUGAGAUAGAGCAGUGUUGUGAGGUCUUAGCUGCAGUUGAAACGCAAACUGGAAGGUUGUGCAAGCAGUUUGAAAAAAUUGAUCAUGCUCAGAAGGAUGAACGACGUCGCUCUCUUUCUAAAGACAGUGGCGCUGCCAUCAUUGCUGAACUUGCCAAUGUUAUGCAGGAAAUGAAACACGUCCACCAGAAACUUGACAACAUGAAAAACGUUACUCCAAACUCUGGAUUGUCGGUAAAACGUGUUCCCAGCAAGGAGAACCUUCUCGAAGCGAAAUGCUCGAAAUGUGACCAGCUACAAGCAACAAUCGAUGAGCAGACAAAUGAGAUCUCAUUUUACAAAAAGAAAAACAAAGAUUUGACAAAUCAAGUACUUCAAACAGAAGAUCGUUGGACAAUUGAGAUUGAGAAACAACGUCAGAUAUUUGAAAAGGAGAUCAAGACACUUGGUAUCAGAAUAGCAGACGCGAAAAGGCAAAAUGAUGAGCUCUCUGAGUUGCUGGAGUCGAAAUCCACUACUUUGAUUGAGAAAACUCGGUCCUUGGAGGAACAAGAGGAGAGAAACAAGAGACUCAAAUCAGAGACUGACUUGUUGAAGAAAGAUAUGCAGGAAAUGGAAACUGAUAAAAAGACUGUGAAAGAGUUUGAGAUCAAAUACAAAAAAUUGGAGAGUAUCUUUGAAACUGAACGGGAGAAAAUGAAUGGUGAAAGAAAUCGAUCGAAGAAUGAACUAGCUGCUAUGAAGAAAAUGAAAGAUGAUGCUGAAGAGCAACUUAAAAAACUCACAGAAGACCAAAAGAAGAACGAGGCAUCUUGGAAGAGUGAAAAAUCAAAGCUCGAGAAGGAAAUCGUCAUGUUGAAGAAGCAACUUCCAGAUGAGCAUGAAAUGAAAGAGUCGACAUCAACUCCGAAUAACUCAUUUGCCGGGGAGUCCUCCCCACUCCGUCGCCAAGACAGUGAGAAAAUGUUAGUGUUGGAACUCAAAAAACAAGUUUCAAUACUGGAAAAGAGAACUGCUGAUGCUAACUCUUCUCUAGAAGACGUGCGCAUUCAGAAUGCAGAACUGAAAGAUCAACUCUCCAAGGUUCAAACAAGUUGGGAUAAGGAUAAGGAAGCAUUCCAACACAAGACACGAAAAAGUGAAAAGUUGCGAACAGUAGAGAUUGAUGCCAUGCAACAGAAGUUUAGUAGCAGAAUGAGAAUUAUGGAAGACACUAAUAAGGCUCUACACUCACAGCUCGUACUUGCCCGCCGUGAACGAGAUACCAAUAAAGACGCUCUUGCCAAUUAUGAAAAACAGGUGGCGGAUGAAAGGAAUAAUUUGAAAGUGAAAGAAAAGACUGCAAGUGAAUCGACAGAGAAAGUGAAGGAACUUCAAAACCGACUAACGGCUAAAGAAGAAGAAUUAGAACGCUUGAACACUGACUUACGGUUAACAAAAGAAGCACGUAAAGCGGAUCAAAUACUAUGGAAUAUUGAUAGAGCUAGAGGUCGGAAUGAGAAAAUAGACAAUACUGACUCGGUAGAAACUAUUCGAAAACAAUAUCGAGAUUGUGAAACGUUCUACUCGAAAGAGAUGGAUCGUUUGAACGACAAGAUUACUGAAAUUACUGCGGAGAAGAAUAGGCAGAAAAAUGAGGCACAGAAGACUAUCAGAGUGCUAGGUGAACAGAUACGAGUGCUGGAAAUCGAACAGAAGAACCUGUCGCAAAAUAAGGACAGUCAGCAAGUGGUGAAGGAAAUGAUUGAAUCUGAGAGAGAACGACUUCAACAAAUUGUUCAUCUCAACGAACUGCAAAAGCUUACUCGAAAGUACCGAUUGAGCAGUAUCAUUGACCAACUUGCAUAUGUUAGUGAGGCAACUCGCAAGACAUCGCGUGAAAACGAACCGGAUGGAAUACGGUACAUCAUCAACCAGCUAACCGUUUUGAGAGACGACGAAGCAGCCAACAAUUUGAAUCCAGAUGAGAGAGCAGGAUCUGUGCUCGGUGAAAAGGCUUCAAAUGGGUAUGCACCGUCAAUCUCAGAAUGUGGAGAGGGAACAUAUGAUAAUAUCAGUCAAUCUUCAUUCUCGAUUCGAUCUGUUAAUAGUGCACCAUUGAGGCAUGCCUAUAGACACGCUAACCUUCCUAUUCCAACUACCACCGCUUCUGUUUCCCACACAAUCAGUGAGACAGAACCGUAUUAUAGUAAACCGGAGAAAUUGAACAUCGUCAGCAGUUACACCACAAAGCGAUCAUUCAGCACUGAGAGCUCAAGCGGAUUUGAUAAGUACGGUCGUCCGUCAAGACGAGGUCUAUUCUAUGAACCAUCAUCUAGUAAUAAUCUUAAUGUACCGGGUAGAAAAACGUCCAACGAAGAGUACUCCAUGAGUCGAGCUGCUUCAUUUGACAACCGCAGCCAAUAUAGUGAAGACGAAGUGACUGAAGAUGGAAGAGGGCCUCGGCCGAAUAGCACUGGAGCUAAUAUUCUUUAUCGUGUAAGACGAGAAGAACUAGCUCGUGGUGGUCAACCGUCUGUCAAACUGAUGGCAAAGGCAUUUGAAGCAAUUGAUGAGCCUAGAACUGAUAAAAGAGGAUUCUUUGGUAUCCGGAAGUCGAGAUCAGUGGAGACCACCCAGAAUGGAAAAACCAGUAAAUUUGAGGAAGCAGCUAACACAGCGUUGAUGCAUAGUUUAGGUCAAGUUGAAGAAGGUGUCAGCAGUAAUUAUGCAACAUUACCUAGAGGUGGUCGAAACCCAUUCAAAAACAUGGGAUCUCGUCUCGUGGAGCGUGUGCGCAGAAGUUUGUCAAGAUCUAGCAGGCAGUCUCGAGACUCUGAUAGAGAAGACGAGAUUGAAGUUCAGGUUUACAAAAAGCCCGAGAAACCAAUUUCGUCUCCAAAGAAGACCAAAAAGAAGUCAGCCGAAUCGAAAGCUCGCAAAAAUUCCAGCAACAUCUUGUCGUAA